Geodia barretti is the source of this 1338-nucleotide messenger RNA. The record is from the annotation of a GenBank genome assembly. NCBI's taxonomy places the organism in Eukaryota, Metazoa, Porifera, Demospongiae, Tetractinellida, Geodiidae.
AUGCAACGGCUGGAGUUCUUGCCCAACUCGCCAACGCUGAUGAACGCGGGACGGGAGUUGCAGCAACUGUCGGCCUGCUUCGUGUUGCCGGUGGAAGAUUCGCUGGACUCAAUUUUUACCAAGGUAAAGCAGACCGCCCUCAUCCAUAAGAGUGGUGGCGGGACCGGUUUUGCCUUUUCACGGUUGCGCCCGGAGGGGGAUGUUGUUGGUUCUACCGGUGGUGUCGCCUCCGGCCCGGUCAGCUUCAUCAACGCCUUUGACGCUGCCACCGAUGUGGUCAAGCAGGGCGGUACCCGGCGCGGCGCCAACAUGGGAAUAUUGCACGUAACGCAUCCGGACAUCAUGGCGUUUAUUACCGCCAAGGCAGACGGACAGCACUUGAGCAAUUUCAACAUCUCGGUGGCCGUUACCGAAGAGUUCAUGCAGAAGGUACAGAACGGCGAGGACUACGACCUCGUCAACCCAAGGACUGACGCCAUCGUCGGCCAACUCAACGCCCGCGAUGUGUUUACCAGCAUGACCGAGCUGGCCUGGCGCACCGGAGACCCCGGCAUCGUAUUCCUGGAUCGCAUCAACCGGGACAAUCCGAACCCGCAGCUCGGCGACAUUGAGUCGACCAACCCCUGCGGCGAACAACCGUUGCUUCCGUAUGAAUCUUGCAACCUCGGCUCGCUGAAUCUGGCGCGAAUGGUUCGUUACACCGAUGAUGACGUGGAAAUGGACUGGCAGCGCAUGGCCGAGGUGAUCACCGCUGCCGUGCACCUGCUCGACUGCGUUAUUGACAUGAACGAUUACCCCAUCCCGGAAAUUGCCGAGAUGAGCCGCAAAACCCGGCGCAUCGGUCUCGGGGUCAUGGGCUGGUCAGAUUUGCUGAUCCAACUCGGCGUCCCCUACGACAGUGAGGAAGCCCUGGAGUUGGCCAAAGAGGUAAUGCGUCGUAUCCAGCAGGAGACUUACCGGGCAUCCGGCGAGUUGGCGAUGCGCCGUGGUGUGUUCCCGGAAUGGGAAUUCAGCGUGUACAACGACGGGCCCGGGUCGCGACCGAUGCGAAACUCCGCGCCAGUAACCAUUGCCCCAACCGGAACCAUCAGCAUCAUCGCCGGCGCGUCCAGCGGGAUCGAGCCACUGUUCGCGUUGUCCUAUGUCCGCAACGUAAUGGACAAUACGCGUCUGGUAGAAGGAAACACGUACUUUGAAGCCGUUGCCCGCCACGAGGGUUUCUAUUCGCCUGAGCUGAUGGAGCAACUGGCUGCCAGCGGCUCGCUGGACGGCCUGGCGGUGCCCGGCUGGGUAAAGACUGUGUUCCGGGUCUCCCACGACAUCAAUCCUCAAUGGCAC